This is a messenger RNA of Gossypium arboreum, 651 nucleotides long. RefSeq names its product auxin-induced protein 15A-like. Gene Ontology annotation, biological process: response to auxin. The coding region runs from base 162 to 467 and encodes 101 amino acids. Lineage: Eukaryota; Viridiplantae; Streptophyta; Magnoliopsida; Malvales; Malvaceae. The record is from RefSeq and is a predicted model, not a curated record. The transcript has a single exon.
UCCAGUGUCUUUAAGGUUUGCAAAUUGUUAUCUCCCUCUAUAUAUUAUGGCACUAAAGAUACCAUUCUCAAACCAAGUCUUCAAUUUUCAAAAACAGUAAAGCUUAUCACUUAAAUCAAAUAUUCGUGAUCUUCUUUGUGCAAUCUAUUUUCUUCUCUAAAAUGGGUAUUCAACUAAUGGGCUUAGCUCAUGCAAAACAAAAGCUCCAGCGAACUCUUUCAGGUAAAAUUGGGAAUGCAGCAUUGGCAACAUCAAAUGUUCCUAAAGGCCAUAUUGCGGUUUAUGUCGGGGAAGGCAACCGGAAAAGGUUCGUGAUUCCGGUAUCUUAUUUGAAUCAUCCUUUGUUUCAAGACCUGUUAAAUCGAGCCGAGGAAGAAUUCGGAUUCAACCAUCCGAUGGGUGGCCUCACAAUUCCAUGCAGUGAAGAGUACUUCAUCAGUCUAACUACAGUAUUGAGCUGUUCAUAAAUGCUUCCUCCACCAACAAGGAAUGAAGUAAAAGUUAAUUUUCUUAGCUUGUAAACAUACUGUAAUUUGUAAAAGACAGCAAAAAUUGCAUGGCAAUGAGAUUAUGAUUCUUCCCUGACAACAAAAACGUGUUGUUCUUAGCAACUCUGAAUGAAUCAGAUCAAUCACUUUUUUUAAUGGCAAA